Nelumbo nucifera (sacred lotus) is the source of this 1455-nucleotide messenger RNA. RefSeq names its product pre-mRNA-splicing factor SYF2-like. Gene Ontology annotation, cellular component: post-mRNA release spliceosomal complex; Prp19 complex; catalytic step 2 spliceosome. The record is from RefSeq and is a predicted model, not a curated record. Lineage: Eukaryota; Viridiplantae; Streptophyta; Magnoliopsida; Proteales; Nelumbonaceae.
GCAGCAUUUCGCAACAAAAGCACCAUCAUCUCCUUCUCGGUUCCCUUCUUUCCUCUGUUUAUCAGCAUCAGCAUCAGGGCCUGCAGUAAAGAGUAAAGAAAAUUUGGGUGCUGUAAUUGGUGGAAUUGAAAUAAGUAGGAAUGUUUGAGGAAAGGAGAGUGCACCCCGAUUGCAUAAAUGCUUCCAACCCAUAUCAUGAAUGCGUCGAGUAUUGCUUCAGAAGAAUAGCUGAAGCCAAGGAACGGAGCAAGCAAGAAGGAUCAGAAGUUAAAGAAACUAGUGGUGGUGUGGAUGCUAGUGGCCCAUCACAUUCAGAUUCCCCUGAUCAGGAUGAGGAUCCUUAUGGUGACAGAUCUGAUCUUGAAAAACAGGGUGAUGGGGAUGAUGAUCAUCCUGUAGAGGAGAAUGUGGAACCAGACUUUACAAAACUCACAGGGAGGCAGAAAAAGUUGUUUGAUUUAAGGCUCAAGAUGAAUGAAGCCAGGAAAGCUAACCAAACUGCCAUGGUUGCGGAAAAGAAAAGAAUGGAAGCUCCACAGGAGUCAAGGGGCAUUUCUAAACAAAAAUGGCUUGAAGAAAGGAAGAAGAAAAUUGGAAAACUACUUGAUGCAAAUGGUUUGGAUAUGUCAAAGGCAUAUAUGUUUGAUACAGAAGAGACGGCAGAGGCAAAAUAUAAGAAAUGGGAAAAGGAUCCUGCUCCAUUUGGUUGGGAUGUUUUUAAUCAAAAAACACUGUACAAUGCCUACAAAAAGCGGACAAAGAAUAUAGAGUGUGAUAUUGAAGAAUAUAAUAAAAUGAAAGAAGCUGAUCCAGAGUUCUACCGUGAUGCUUCCAGCCUCCAAUAUGGAAAAACACCAAAGAUUUCUGAGGAAAAGAUUGACAAGAUGGUGAAGGAGCUCCAGGACAGGGAGGAGAAGCGGAAAGCAUUUAGUAGAAGGCGUAGGUUCCAUGAAGAGAAGGAUAUUGACUCUAUCAAUGACCGUAAUGAGCAUUUCAACAAGAAGAUUGAAAGAGCCUUUGGAAAGUAUACAUUGGAGAUUAAGAACAAUCUUGAGAGAGGAACUGCUUUGCCAGACUGAGGCCUGCAGCCAUGAUAUGUCCGUGCAGCCUAUAUGUCUCGGUUGUAUUUUUAAGAUGGAGGCCAAUUGAACAGUUGGUGCAUGGGUAGGAUAUAUGUUGAACUGGGGGAAGGCUGCACACACUUACGUAGUUGGAGAAACUGUUUACAGUUUAAGCAUAAUGAGGUUGAGAAAGGAAUUAGCUCAGACUUUGCCUAAUCAUGUCAUUGCACAGAUUGAUAAGUGGUUUUGCAAUGUAAAAUUGGGUAAGUAAAGUACUGAUUAAGAUAUAGCCAUCCAUCAUCAUGUAAGAAUAGGUAUCUGCUUAAUGGUGGGCUCCAUGAUUAAAGCCAAUGGAAAUGAAAUCAAAUAUCCUGAUGCAAAUUUUGUAAUGUUC